CUUCCCUUUCUGCAGUUUCUUUACCUCACAUGAUUUUUGUGGUGUGAUACAUUCAUUUUAUUUCCUGAAAUCCUGUGCCCACCCAGUGGUGUGGGUAUAAAAGGAGAUCGGCAGGAGGAGAGGCUACCGUGCAGAGGAGAGCCCUACAGACACCUCAGCUCCAGCCUCACUUGUGGCUCUCUCAGCCUUCCCAGCACCAUGAGGGUCCCUGCAGCUGCCAUGGCUGUUCUGCUCCUUGUGGCCAUCUGCUCCCUGGCUGAGGCUGAUCUCCGAGUCUCCAGGAGUGCUCCACCUGCUAAGAAUAAUGCCAGAAACACCCCCUGCUGCUACUCCUACGUUUCACGCCCCGUUCCACGCCAACUGAUCAGCUCUGCCUACAUGACCAGCAUGAGCUGCCCAAGGCCAGCUGUGGUCCUGAUCACCAAGAAGGGGUCGCAGCUGUGUGCAGACCCCAAAGCUGACUGGGUGCAGAAAUACCUGUAGGACUUGAAGCAGUACUGACUCCUCCCUGCUGCUGCUCCAGGGCAGUCGGCUCAGCCCCCACCACGAGACUGCAAUAAGAGUGCUUGAGCUGCAUCCUUCUUCAGAAGAAAAAUUUAUUACGAUUGCCAUACACUUGUUUAACUAAAUUUUGCUUGCAUAAAUGCUUGAAUAAAAUGUUUGGCUUGUGAAAUC
Passer domesticus (house sparrow) is the source of this 675-nucleotide messenger RNA. RefSeq names its product C-C motif chemokine 3-like. Gene Ontology annotation, cellular component: extracellular region. The coding region runs from base 199 to 483 and encodes 94 amino acids. Gene Ontology annotation, biological process: eosinophil chemotaxis; immune response. The transcript has 3 exons. Lineage: Eukaryota; Metazoa; Chordata; Aves; Passeriformes; Passeridae. Gene Ontology annotation, molecular function: chemokine activity. The record is from RefSeq and is a predicted model, not a curated record.